Molecule: messenger RNA, 407 nt
Organism: Trematomus bernacchii (emerald rockcod)
Lineage: Eukaryota; Metazoa; Chordata; Actinopteri; Perciformes; Nototheniidae
Gene: ndufa3
Product: NADH:ubiquinone oxidoreductase subunit A3
Exons: 4
Coding region: 51-302 (83 amino acids)
Cellular component (GO): mitochondrial inner membrane
Source: RefSeq, a predicted model, not a curated record
AUUUCCCAUGAGCACCCGCGCCUGCUGGAGUUAAAACUACAAAGAUCAACAUGGCGGCAAUCGGACUGUUCCUGAAGAACUUCUGGAAUAAAGAGCCCAUUGUCUUGAUCGCCGGUACUAUUGCAGCGUGUGGGGUGGUUCUUCCAUUCAUCAGCCCAUACAGCAAGUAUUCGACAAUGAUAAAUUCAGCUGUGCCGUACAACUACCCAGUCCCUGUGCGAGAUGAUGGAAACAUGCCUGAUGUCCCUGCUCAUCCGUCUGAACCAAAAGGACCAAGCUUGGAAUGGUUUAAGAAUUUUUAACUUCACAUUCGCACGAUAAAAGCGAAUGAUGUUCCCUUUGUUCACCCGAGUCUGCAGAGCUGCUCCCCGUAUCAAUGUACUGCAAUAAAGAUUAAUUUAAUUCUA